UUUAAGAGAGCCGCAUUACAGGUGGGAUGACGCUGUCUGAGAGACUCAGUGUGGUGGGGACGAUGCGUUUCGUGGGUUAACAGCACUCAUUUCUGCCCCUGUCUCUGAUGCUCAAGAAAAGGUGGUGUCUAUUAUUCACUCACUGCCGAAGACGGCUCCGCGAUUCUUCUCUCCAGACCCAACGCUAAUGCUGUAUCCAUGUGCAAUGCUUUUGACCGCUUUACCCCAACUAAAUCUAAAGGUUGAUGACCCUAUUGAUAUGCUCCCCAAGUCAAGAAAAGCCCUUAGCAUCCAGGAAAUUGCAGCUCUGGCCAGAUCAUCAUUUAAUGGCAUCUCACAGGUGGUGAAGGAUCACGUGACCAAACCCACGGCCAUGGCUCAGGGUCGGGUGGCUCAUCUGAUUGAGUGGAAGGGCUGGUCUAAGCCUUUGGACCCUCCAUCUGCUACACUGCAGUCCCAUUUUAACUCCUACUCCCAUCUCAGUGAGGGUGAGCAGGAGGCCCGGUUUGCAGCAGGUGUGGCUGAGCAGUUUGCCAUUGCAGAGGCGAAGCUCCGUGCCUGGACCUCUGUAGAUGAGGAGGAGAUGGAAGAAGAGUCUUACGAAGAGGAUCCUCCUCUAAAUGACGAGCCAAUCUCAACUCUGAGCUCAGACGCUGUAUUAUCCAAUCAGAGCUGCCCAGUGCCAAGUCAGGCUGAGACAGACACAGCUGAAAUCCCACGCUCUGACAGCACGCUCAGUCAAUCGGACCCCGACGACCUGCUCAUCUCAGACGAAGUGCCACCACAUGCCCAAGAACUCCAGCUUUCAGAAGGCGAGGGUGACAGGGCCACAUGUGCGAUUCACAAAGCAGACCGCAGGCCUUUGUGGAGCAAGGGAGACUCCUGCUACUACUCCACCUCCUACUCCGAGUCUGGCCUUUCACCUGAGGACGAAGAGGAGGAGGAUGGAAGAGAGGUGGAGGAAGGGGAGGACAACGUCUUUCAGGAAGUCAUCCGCUGGUACAGACACUGCCGAAGCAUCUCUGAUACCUCUGGAGCUGUGUCUUUUGAUGAGGAAGAGGAAGAGGAGGAAGAACAGGAAGAAGGUUCCAAGCAGUGACGCUGCGCUCUCACUCGCCCUUUUGUCUCGGUCCCUUUGUAGUAACCCUUCUGUGAAGUGUUUGUCCAGUCUGUUAAGCAUUCAGAGACAAUGACUUGUUUUUCUUUCUAUACUUUUAAAGAGAUAGUUCAUCUAGAAAUGAAAAUUCUGUCUUCGUUUUCGCUCUCUCGUCUAUCAAAAUCUGUUUGAUGUUCUUUUUUUAUCUGUGGAACACAAAUGAUGUGAGGCAGAAUCAGGAUUAUUAUAGUUAACGGUAACACUUUAUUAGUUAACAUUAGUUAACUACAUUAGUUAACGUGAACUAAGAAUGAACAAUACAUCUACAGCAUUUAUUAAUCUUUGUUUAUGUUAAUUUCAGCAUUUACUAAUGCGUUAUUAAGAUCACAAGUUGUGUUUCUUAACGCAUUCUGAACUAACAUGAACUUUAUUUUUAUUAACUAACAUUAACAAAGAUGAAUAAAUAGUGUAAUAAAUGCAUGGUACAUUGUUUUUUCAUUUUAGUUAAUACAUUAUCUAAUGUUAACAAAUGACACCUUAUUGUAAGUGUUACCUAGUAAAGUAAAGCUGGAGCUAAAGUUAAAACUGUUUUUAACUCGAAAUAAAAUGUAGCUUUAACUGAAACACUAAUUUCUCUUUUUUAUUUAGUUUACCAUAGUAAACUAUAUAUAUAUAUAUAUAAAAUUAAAUAAAAAAGAAAUAAAAAAUAUAUAGACAAUAAAAAAUUAAAACCUACUAAAAAUGACAAAAAUACAACAGAAAUAUUACACAUUUAGCUAAAGUUGAUCAAUAAAAACAGAAAAUAUUAAAUAAAAACUGGCUAAAAAAUUUAUCAAAACUACAGUAUAAUAGUAUCUCUUUGAUAAUAGACUGUGCAACCCAGUGUUAUUUUAGUAUCACUGAUAUACUAUUAUAAAUUUGUUGAUAUUUUAGAUUUUUAAAAAAUAUUUUUUCAGAUUUUUAAGUUUCACUAAGUUUGUUGUCUGUCAUUUUUGCAAGUGUUUUUAUUUGUACAUAUGUUAAUUUUUAUUUUAUUUUAGUUAAAUUAAUUUAAAUUAAAUUAACUAACUAGCUAAUUAAUUAAUUAAUUAGUUUUGACCAAGUUUUGACUAAACUUAAUGAAAAUGAGAUUUCUUGCCUUGGCAAUUAGAAAUAAAAUAAGAAUUUUUAUAGACUUUUAUUAUUUUUAUUUAUUUUUUUUUAUUUUUUUUCAAUAAUGAUUUUUCAAGUAAUCAUUUUUUUUUUUUUUUAUUAUUAUAUGGUUUUAGUUUUAGUUAACAAUAAUAACACUGAUGCAAGCUGCUCUUUUCCUAACUGUGAAAGUGAAUGGCUAUCAAGCCAGAAAUUCUAGCCACGCAAACUGAUAUUAUGGCUUCAGAAGUCAUGUGGACCACUUAUGAUACUUUAAUGGUGCUUAUUUAAAGUUUCACUUUCAUUCAUUCACUUUCAUUUCACGUGUAAACUUUCACUGUAUAGAAAAGAGCAGCAUGAACAUUCAUCAAAAAGAUGGAGUAACUGAAGACAGGAUUUCCAUUUCUGAGAGAACUACUCCUCUAAUCUCUUCCUCUCUAUCCCUGCUUCCUCUUGAUCUACAUGUUCUUCAUUUGAAAUGAGCGUUCAAGAAACCACAGUACUGUUUCUUCAUCCAAGCGGCGAGUAGGAUGAUAGUGACAUUAUGACAGCAGUUUCCAGUGAAACGCGAUGUUCAUUACCUGCGCUCUCGGUGUAUUCAGCAGCCUCACCGUUUGUGGCGUAUCUGUGACGACACAUCAAGAGACUGGAAUAUCUCUGUGAGGAACAUGGUUUCAAAUGUUUUCCUUUUGUGACUGUUCAAAAGUGACGUAAUGCUCAUAGUAAAAUGUUGUUAAUACUUCAGGAUUGUGGGUUUGCUGAGGGACAGAAAAACCCUGUUGUUCAUUUUGUUUGGGUUUAGAUGUCACGCUGCAAGUGCUUGUGUGUCUCGGCUUGCUCCAGAAGGGUUGAGGUGCAGGAGGUUUCCGCUUUGAUGGAGCGUUGUAACUAUGAAUAGAAUGUGCCUGUUAUUAUGAUCACUGUGUGAUGUAUACUACCAAACUAUGGAAGCCCAUUUUUGACGCUUAAGAUGAUCAUGCUUCGGUAAGUCUUCAUGACAUAAUAUCUUGUAAUCAUGAGUUAUAUUUAUGAAACGUCUAAAUUAUGACAGUCAUACCUAUGAAAUAAACUAUGACAAAAAGUUGAGACGAAGUCAGAAUUGUGAGAUGAAGUCAUUAUUAUGACAUUUAAGUUGAAAUUAUGACAUGCAAAGUUGUGUAUAUAAGAUGAAAAGUCAUACCAAGUCAAGAUAUGAGUCAUACCUAUGACAUAAAAGUCGUAUUUAUGAGACAAAAAGUCAAAAUUAUGACAGAAACUUGAAAUUAUGAGUUGCUAAAUUGAAAUGGAAAAAACUUUAAAUUAAAGCCAUAAUCCCCAAGAAGCCGUGGUUUACAGUGAAUUUAUAACAGCUAAGGGGCGCUGUUAGGCACGAUGUGUAAACCACGGCUUCACGGGGCUUAAUACUUUUAUAAAACGGUUAUUCCAUAUAUGUUGUAAAAUGUCACAAAUUAACAGCAAAUAAAGUGUAAUGAUAUUAAUAAAAAACACUAUUCUUCCGCCAAACAAUGUAGUUCCUCAGAAACGGUUGUGGUUGCAACAAAGUGGUUGCCGAGCAACACACAAACAUAAACAAAUGUGUAUGUUUGUAGAGUAAUUUACAACAGUUUUGAAUGCAGCUCAACCAAUCAGAAUCAAGGACCGGAACUAUCUGAUUUAUAAUAUUAGGUGGAAAAUCAUAAUUCUGAUGUCAUUUAUGAAAUGAAAAGUCCAAAUUAGACAAAAAUGUUUUUUUUUUUUUUUUUUAUCACAUUUGAUCUCAUAAUAAUUAUGACUUAUUUCAUAAUUAUGUCAGAAUUUUGACUUGUCUCAUAAUUCUGACUUUUUAUCUCAAUUUCAAAUUUUUAUUUCAUAAUUCGUUCUGUCGGAAUUUUCACUUAUCUCGUAAUUCUGACUUUUUUUUAAUAAUAAUUUAGACUUUUUAUCAAAAUGAUGUCUGUCAAAUUUUGACAUCUCAUAAUUCUGACUUUUUAUCUCAUAAUUAUAUCUGUCUGUCGGAAUUUUGACUUCUAAUUCUAAUUUUUUAUGUCAUAAUUUUGAUUUUUUUGUUUAAUAAUUACAUCUGUCCGUUUUUUGACUUAUUUCAUAAUUCUGACUUUUUAUCUCAUAAUUUCAACUUUUUAUUUCAUAAUUAUGUCUGUUGGAAUUGUGACUCGUCUCAGAAUUUUGACUUUUUAUCCCAUAAUUGAGACUUAUGCAAUAAUAAUUACUUUUUAUGUCAUGAUUGCUGCAUGAUUUUUUUUCUUUUGUGGCAUAAAUGGACCUCCAUACCAAACUGAGUGAGAACCCCCUACCAUGUUUCUUUCUCUCCGUUCUGCCAUAUUUAUACUCCCUAUCUGCAGUUCAGUAGAUGUUUGAUUUGUGAUUGGCUGCUGAAUGAACAGGUUUUUUGAAGCUACUAGUUAAUACAACCUUGAAAUGCAGCUACAGCAAACCAGUAGACAGAAAGAAUAUGUUGCCUUUCCAAACUGCAUUCAUUCAUUGCAGAAGCAUGGCGAAGGGCAGUGUAAAUUCAUAACCAAUCACAUUAUGUCAUCAUUAUUCUCAAUAUGGACCAGUAAUGUCAUGAUGUUCAUUGAUGUGAAUGUGUGAAUCCCCCACCAAAAAAAGUUUUUUUAUUGUUUGUACAGAAAAUGUCUGAGGUCAAAUGUGAGAAUUAUGAUUGCAUUAAAGUUAUGUGUAUAUUCA
This is a messenger RNA of Labeo rohita (rohu), 4912 nucleotides long. It is a transcript of the gene fam131aa, whose product is annotated as family with sequence similarity 131 member Aa. Bases 188 to 1099 code for a protein of 303 amino acids. The record is from RefSeq and is a predicted model, not a curated record. The transcript has 5 exons. NCBI's taxonomy places the organism in Eukaryota, Metazoa, Chordata, Actinopteri, Cypriniformes, Cyprinidae.